AUGGCUCCAAAGGGUUCAACCAAAACCUUAUUUCUUGUCCUUGCACUGAUCAGCAUCCUCCUCUUUGACCAAACCGAAGCGCAGAGCCGGCCUAAUCCACGACGGCCUCCACCUCCACCUACACGCCGGCCUCCACCCCCACGUCGUACUCCACCUCCACGUCGACCCCCACCUCCACCACCACUGGUGUGUCCAUCAUGUACUUGUCCACUACCACCUCCUCCUACACCAGCAUCUCCACCAAAUAAUCCACCACCGGAGUUUCCACCGGAGGUUCCAGUUCCACCACCGGAAAUUCCACCACCCAAGAUACCACCACCCGAGAUUACACCACCUGACAUUCCACCACCGGAAAUUCCACCAGCUAAGAUACCACCACCCGAGAUUACACCACCUGACACUCCACCACCGGAAAUUCCACCACCCGAGAUUACACCACCUGACACUCCACCACCAGAAAUUCCACCACCUGACACUCCACCACCGGAAAUUCCACCAGCUCAAACUCCACCACCGGAGAUUCCACCACCCGAGAUUACACCACCUGAGAUUACACCACCUGACAUUCCACCACCAGAAAUUCCACCACCGGAAAUUCCACCACCUGACACUUCACCACCCGAGAUUACACCACCUGACACUCCACCAUCAGAAAUUCCACCACCUGACACUCCACCACCGGAAAUUCCACCAGCUCAAACUCCACCAUCGGAGAUUCCACCAUCCGAGAUUACACCACCUGACACUCCACCACCGGAAAUUCCACCACCUGACACUCCACCACCCGAGAUUACACCACCUGACACUCCACCACCAGAAAUUCCACCACCUGACACUCCACCACCGGAAAUUCCACCAGCUCAAACUCCACCACCGGAGAUUCCACCACCUGACACUCCACCGCCCGAGAUUACACCAUCUGACACUCCACCGCCCGAGAUUACACCACCUGACACUCCACCGCCCGAGAUUACACCACCUGACACUCCACCACCGGAGAUUCCACCACCACCCCCACCACAGACUCCACCACCGCCCACACCGCAGACUCCACCACCUCCUCCCACGUGUCCCAGGAGUGCCACCGAACAAAGGGCAUGCUCCAAUGUUGUAAGACGUUUCGGAAAUUUCCUAGACUUUGGAAGAGCCCAGCCAUGUUGCAACCUCAUUCGCGAUCUAUCUGAUGCUGAUGCAGCAGCAUGCCUAUGUGGUUUGGUGCAACCACAAGGUCAACGACGUUCCACUCCUUCUCGCAAUAUAUAUGUCCUUUGUAGGGUUUGUGGCCGGAGGAUCCCACGGGGCUUCACCUGCCCAUAA
Thlaspi arvense is the source of this 1317-nucleotide messenger RNA. The record is from the annotation of a GenBank genome assembly. Lineage: Eukaryota; Viridiplantae; Streptophyta; Magnoliopsida; Brassicales; Brassicaceae.